AUGAAGGAUCCGUUCAUGAUCCCGCCCUUUCCCUGGCUGGCCGAACUGGUCCAGCCAUGGUGUGAAUUCCUGAACCUUCCAACACUUCCGCUGCAUAUACACGAAGUUGUGCUAUCUGCACUUCUCUACAGCAUCAUCUUUUGGCCAGUUUCUCCGAUUCUUUCGAACCUACUGGCACCCGAAUACUACUCGAGACUCUCACGGAAGAAACGAAUUAACUGGAACACCCAUGUUGUAUCCAUGGUUCAGAGCUGUAUCAUCAGUGCCCUUUCGAUCUGGGUAAUUGCGGUCGAUAACGAGCGUUGGAAUAUGGACUGGGAGGAACGUGUCUGGGGAUACACAGGUGCUUCUGGCAUGAUCCAAGCAAUGGCCACCGGCUAUUUUGUCUGGGACCUAUUUGUGACAAGCUCCAACCUCGAUGUUUUCGGUAUUGGCACUUUAGCCCAUGCUAUCGCGGCUUUGCUUGUAUUCUUACUUGGGUUUCGUCCGCUUGUCAACUACUACUCGUGCAUUUUCAUAUUGUGGGAGCUCUCGACCCCAUUCCUUAACAUCCACUGGUUCAUGGAUAAAGUGAACAUGACGGGUUCCAGUGCUCAGCUCUAUAACGGCAUUAUGCUACUGUCGACCUUCUUCACGUGCCGUAUCGUCUUCGGGACGUACAACUCCUACAGAGUCAUGGGAGACAUGCUGCGCGCUGUGUUUUCAACGCCGGGUCUUCACAAGUCGGAGUCCCCCUUCAUGGCUUUUGCCGACUACGAAUUCACUGUUCCCGUCUGGGCAGCACUCGCAUACUUAGGGAGCAACCUUACUUUGAACUCACUCAACUUCUACUGGUUUGUUAAGAUGGUGAGUGCUGUCCGGAAACGCUUCCAGCCCUCCAAGGGAGUUUCAGAACCUGUCACUGAGGUCGAGGUCGAUCUCUCGACCGUCGCCUCGGGCGUGCCCCAGAAGAUGCCGAUUACUCGUCGGAAAGCUUAA
Messenger RNA from Geosmithia morbida, 978 nucleotides. RefSeq names its product TLC domain. The coding region runs from base 1 to 978 and encodes 325 amino acids. NCBI's taxonomy places the organism in Eukaryota, Fungi, Ascomycota, Sordariomycetes, Hypocreales, Bionectriaceae. The transcript has 2 exons. Gene Ontology annotation, biological process: lipid homeostasis. The record is from RefSeq and is a predicted model, not a curated record. Gene Ontology annotation, cellular component: membrane; endoplasmic reticulum.